AACCGCGGGGCUGUUCCAAAUGAAAUGGCACAAGUGCUAAUACGCAAGGAUUAUAAACUAUCAAAGCUGCCUUCUUUAAAAAUCCCAGAAUGGGAAUGAAUGGGCGGGCAAUGAAUAGCGGAAGAAUUGUUCCCUUUUAUAACUGUCCCUCAAAGAGGCUUUCAGUGCCUCUUUCCCCUUCAGCUGAACUCUGUUAAGUACUAGGUGUUUAGGCGUGAUCAUCAAUCCGUGCCCGCAACGAGGCUGUCCUUUUGACGAUCAGCUCUUCUCUUGUAAUUGAUACAGCGCACAAAACCUGAUUCACUGCGCUUACCUCUGUAAGCUCAACGAUCAACAUUGGCGCCAAUGCGAUAUCACCACCGACACCUCGACCACUGCCACCACCAGGUCCAACCUACGACAGGCAUCAUCUGAUCUGCUAGUCGACACCCACAACAGGGUGGGCAAAGGAAGGUUAUACCUUCAGGAGAUAACGGCGCCGAGACAGACAUGCUUGCAGCGUUGCAAUCGCUCUGCUACAUGCACAUGUAGAUCAGCUGUGUGUAACUUACAGCAUGCCGCUUGUUGACAAGUUGUCACGGAUCUUGAUAAGAUAGUCCAGCUCAGUUCCUUCACCUGGUCACCUGUACCUCCUUAACCUCUUGCUUCCUGGAACCAGUUUGUCCCUGUACAAAACCAAUGGGAAUUACAGACUCCAGUCAUCAACAAGUUCCUUUAUCCAGGGAUUGCCUAACAGUUUAUAGUGUUUUAUCAUACCCUGUCUUAUGAUCUCAUUCCCGAUUUGUGGCUUAUGUUUUCUCACUCAUCUCGAUCGCCAUAUGAGGAUAUAAUGGAUUAUUACAUGGAAUGUGAUGAUCCGGCCACUCAGUCGCUACAGAUCAAGUCGGAGCCUCCCGACACCGGCUACGAGAUGCUCGCCCAGUCGACGGGCAACCCCUUCUCACAAUCCCCCACCCUCGUCUCCCCGUCCUCCACCUCGACGUUACCCUCCCUCUCGAUGAAAGAACAGUCAUCGCCACAGUCGAUAUCAUCGGACGGCAGUACGGGGCCCUCUGGUGUCAAGAAGAGGAAAGGUCCGGCGCCGCGCAUGGACUUGGAGCUGUGUUUAGUGUGUGGAGAUAGGGCGUCGGGGUUCCAUUAUAACGCCCUCAGCUGUGAGGGAUGCAAAGGUUUCUUCCGAAGAAGUAUAACAAAGAAUGCACAGUAUAAAUGCACGAGAGGAGGUAACUGUGAAAUGGACAUGUACAUGAGAAGAAAAUGCCAAGAAUGCAGGCUUAGAAAAUGCAGAGAAGUCGGCAUGUUAGCAGAAUGUUUGUUAACAGAAGAACAAUGUAAAUCAAAACGGCAAAGGAAGAUGAUGAAGAAGCAGCAGCAGAUCGACCAGAGUCCGCAACAGAGCGAAGAGGAGAGCAUUCCGCUUCUGACUGACGAACAGAGAGAGGUCAUCGAGAAUCUUGUCAGCAUACACAAAGAGUUGGAGAUUCCUGGACCAGAGGACCUCAAGAGAGUUACGCCGUGGAAAGAAGGCCAAGGUCAGAACUCACAAGCCAACGGUUCCAAGUCGGUUCAGGCUUCAGAUAUAUAUGACGCAUCAAAUCCAUUACCCGGGCUGAUGCCUGUGUUAAACCCCAAGAAAUCGUCAGAAGACGGAGAUGGGGAUGAUCUUGACGAUCAGGACAACGAUGCUCUUCAUCUUCGUUUCGCUCACAUUACAGAACUUACUAUCCUAACCAUUCAGCUCAUCGUGGAGUAUAGCAAACACAUACCAGGUUUCCUCACGCUCAAGAGGGAAGACCAAAUAUUACUCCUAAAGGGCUCUGCCAUUGAAGUAAUCAUGCUCAGAGUAGCCCUGAGGUACGACCGAGAGCUCGAUGCCAUCAUGUUCGGCAACGAGAUGCCGUACACACGGAAACAGCUCCUGGAAGGCGGUAUCGGGGACCUGGUCGACCCCAUGUACAACUUUGCCAAGAGUAUGUCAGAGCUGGAGCUGGACUAUGCAGAGUUUAUUCUUCUAAUGGCAAUCACGAUAUUAUCACCAGAUCGGCCAGCCAUCAUCGAGCGAGAGCGAGUGGAACAGAUGCAGGAGACGUACCUGGACAUGUUGCGUUCGUACCUGAAGCUACGGCGCCCUCACGAGGUCCUUCUCCUCCCCAAAGUUCUGAUGAAACUGACAGAACUCCGAAGUCUAAACAAUAGCCACUCGGAGCUCUUAUUCCAACUCAAAGUGAAGGAUCAAAAGAUCCCGCCCCUCCUCCAAGAGAUCUGGGACGUGAAAUGACAACUAUAGCCGUUCCUGUUCUCGUUCUUAUUCUUGCUGCCAAUCUCGUGGACCUCCUGUUCCCUUUCUGACUCGAGGAUCAAGAGAUCCCGACCCUUCCCCAAGAGAUCCCAGUCCUACCCCAGGGGGCAUUGGAACUGACAUGACAGCCAAUUCUCUUUAUACCAUCAUCCACAUCUCUGCCAAUCUUUAAGAACUCUGAACCUUUCUCACCAAUCUUCCUAUCCACGUCACCGUCUUGACCAAGACAACUGAUGUACAGAAUCCACAAAGUCGUACAACCCUUAAGAAUUGUAGUCAUUGGGAUGACAGCCAUAUCAUCAUCCACAUCUCUGCCAAUCUUCAAAACCCUGAACCUGUCUCGCCACUCUUCCUAUCCAUGUAGCCAUCUAUAAAGUGACCAAGACAACCAGUGUACAGUAUCCACAAAGUCAUGCAACCUGUAAGAAUGUUCCUACCCUGUCCAGUCUUGUGCCCUUUGAGAAAUCUUGAUAUGGAAACAAGGUAUAUAAAAUGCUGCCAAUCCUUAAAUGGACAAAUUUGGUAUGUCUUGGUGUGUAAUCUUAUAGGUGUUAGUACCAGUUUGAGUAUCCUUCCAUGUUGUUUCUGCAGUGCAAGCGCUCUAGAGGUCUAUAUUUACGGGGAAAUCUUCCUUGUGGUAUCUGAAGGAUUUGUGAAUGGGAACAAACUGCUUAAUCUAAAUGGAAUCUUCUUGUGGAAUGGUGCGUCUUCUGUAAGAAGAACAUGGUUUGGAUAUCGCACAAUAUAUGGAAUAAUGUUGAGAUUGAUUGGGAAAUAAUGUAGGACGCCUUCCAGCUCCGUCAGGUAGUAUCCACAACCUCGAAGGCCACUGGUGACAGAUCAACCUGAUGGACAUCAAGGAAUUAUGCAUAUUGUAGAGUGGAACUACACUGAAAUAGAUCAGAGAGGUCUACUAAAGCUGGAGCAAGGAAAACUUUGGAAGUUCGUUUGGACGAUAGAAAGUUGGAAGUGAUAUUGAGAGCUUCGCAUCUAAGACAGAUCAUUGAAUAGACAUCACUUUUUUCGUAGUUCAAACCUCUCAGGAGAUCCUUGGACUUCAGGUGAUCAUUGAUAUCAGUGUGCCAAACAGUGAUAUCACAUUGAGCUCUUGCUUUCUUGAAUGAUUGGAGCUUGUUAGGCAAACCUAAAUCGCGUUGAGAGAGAGAGAGAGAGUCGUGACAGACGCACAGUUGUCUGAUCAAAUAAGUGGCUCUCCAAAUAGUUCCAUUUUAUUGGGCAUAGCAAGAAAUUUGCAUUAAUUUUAGAUCAAGUGCAAGUCACAAAAUCAAGAAUAAGUUGGCAUUGCAAGAAAGUUGAGUUGGUGUCGUAGGUUUCACAGUAGACAUGUAUCUUUCUUGGGCAAGUGUUGGUCCUGAAAAGGACCACCCAAACUUAUCAGGACCAACACUUGCCCAAGAAAGAUACAUGGUGUACUGUGAAACCUGCUACACUGUUCUUCUUCGCCAUGGAAACCUUCAGAAGUUACAUCGAAAGUUGAGUUGUAAUAAAAUGCAAAUCAGCUGAGAAUUUGUGUUUCAUAAUGGAAGGACUUAUUCUUAAUUUUCAGGAUUUGCACUUGAUCUGGUAUUAAACGCAAGUUUAUUGCAGUACCCCAUUGGAUCUCACAAUAAGGGAACAAGGCAAACAUUUAUGAUUAAUUGGAUUUGUAAAAGGCGGAACAGAUGUGGACUCUCUCUCACAAAGCAUUAUGGGUAAACUUGUAGAAAGUCGGUUCAACUUUGCGUGUUUUAUUGCAGGAGACGGGCUAAACUAAAAACAUUGACAUCUCACUGAAAUGUUUGUUUUCAAAGCCAUCCUCGUUAUUACCAGAAAUUUUCAUCAUAUUAUCAUGGCAAAAAAAUAUUUUUAUACAUUUUUUGCAAGAUGCAAGAUUUCUCAUUUACUUCCUAAAGCAGUUGAAUAAAUUUAACUUGUAAAUGCUUCAUACUUAUUUCUAAUGCGCGAAUUCAGAUUGUUGAAGUUCUACCCAAUUUUUUGCAUUUUUCAGAGGUAAUAUUUUUUUGCUAGGUAUAUUAAAAAUAGCUCUACUUUUCUAGUUAAUAUAAUAAAUCCAAUGAGUUCCAUGUACAUUUAGAUUUUUAAUGUAAGAAUCGUAAAAAUGAAUAAAUUCAAACAAAAUUUUUGUGCCAAUACUGUUUCUCCUCGUGUGAGGCUACCAAUUGAUGUCUGCCUAGAUUCGUUAUUUUUAAAUUUUCAAAUUAUUCCAAUAAGAAAUGAGCUGUAUAUUGAGCUUUAUUGUCAUUCAAGGGUUAUCGUCUGUGUUUUCUGGUAGAGAAACAUGCGUUUGAUAUAGAUAUUGGGAUUAUAUAUUAUCUGAAAUAAACUUCUUAUCUCUUAAGAAUAGAGAAAGAAAAAUCCUUGUACAGGUGAAGGAAAAAAAAUGAAUAAAAUGCAAAGAAAAAAAUGUGUUUGCAAAUUGACUUGUAUAAAAGGAAAAUGAAAUACUGUUUAGAUGUAAGUAUUUUUCCAGUGUGAUUUUUGUGAGCUUAAAAAAAAAUAUAGUAUGAUGUAGAUUUUACUAUUCAUGAAGGUAUGUAGAGAGAAAAGCAGGGAUGGAAUUAAUUGGCUGUUUUCAGGCCGGAACUCUUGAGAGAGUUUUUUUUUUGUAGAUGCAGCAAGAAGUAUAUAGCAUUAUCGACUAAUAAUACUAAUGAGAAUAAUAUUGAAGAAACAGCUGUUUUUGUAUACUAGUUUGGAGCCACUAGAAGUGGUGCUUGUGUUGGUCUGUGUACAUUGUAAAUAUUCUUGACUGCAAACAGUUAACCACCUAGACUUGAAAUCCAGUUGUUUUUCCACCUAGCACUUUCGUGCUUCCAGACUCUACAUGGACAUUGAUUUGAC
Lytechinus pictus (painted urchin) is the source of this 5161-nucleotide messenger RNA. RefSeq names its product oxysterols receptor LXR-alpha-like. Gene Ontology annotation, biological process: negative regulation of transcription by RNA polymerase II; positive regulation of transcription by RNA polymerase II; ecdysone receptor signaling pathway. Gene Ontology annotation, molecular function: RNA polymerase II cis-regulatory region sequence-specific DNA binding; zinc ion binding; ecdysone binding. Bases 791 to 2278 code for a protein of 495 amino acids. Gene Ontology annotation, cellular component: nucleus. The record is from RefSeq and is a predicted model, not a curated record. The transcript is spliced from 8 exons. Lineage: Eukaryota; Metazoa; Echinodermata; Echinoidea; Temnopleuroida; Toxopneustidae.